Pieris brassicae (large cabbage white) is the source of this 1778-nucleotide messenger RNA. RefSeq names its product lactosylceramide 4-alpha-galactosyltransferase-like. Gene Ontology annotation, molecular function: hexosyltransferase activity. The coding region runs from base 230 to 1294 and encodes 354 amino acids. Lineage: Eukaryota; Metazoa; Arthropoda; Insecta; Lepidoptera; Pieridae. The record is from RefSeq and is a predicted model, not a curated record. The transcript has 3 exons. Gene Ontology annotation, biological process: glycosphingolipid biosynthetic process.
CAAAUUUUUAUUGCGCCUAUAAAUUGUACCAAGGGCGAAUAUAUGUCCAAUUAUACUUAGUUUGAUGCAAUCGUUGCCCGUGCAGGGUGCAUUUUGCAAUUAUCAUUCAAAAUAUUGCAUACUAAUAAAUCCCAAUUUAUUUGCAAUCAAAAAACCGGUGUUAAAGACUUUUAAAUAUCUGUUGCUGUGGAGUGCUCUAAGUUUCUAAUUUUUUGAAUUGACUGUGACGAUGUCAAAGAUUAUACUUAGAGCUGUAGUUGUGGACCGGCAGGUCUAUGUACGAAACAAGCGAAAGUGUAACUAUUUCACGUUAUCUCUUUUUGCCCUUAGCUAUAUAGUAUACGUUAAGUACGCUUUGGACCCCAAUUUUUCACUCACAAAGUGGAAUUGGAAUGAUGACAUAAGCUGUUACUUGGAUACCAAUGAUAAUUUAUCAACUAUCACUGCGUUUAAUCCGACCGGUCGAUCGAUAUUCUUCAAUGAUCCCACGUGCAACGUUCGCAUUUUUAAUCCAAAGGAUGCGUGCUCAAUUGAAUCCGCUGCGAGGGCGCACUGGAAUUGGCCGGUCUAUGUACUUUUCAACAGUCCCGUUUCGAAGGAAGAACUAAAAAAGAAUGACGUAUUGAAAGUCCUCAUGAAGCUUCCAAACAUAAAAUUCGCUCGGGUAAACAUUGAGGAAUUUUCUAUGGGUACACCUGCAGAAGGAUUCGUAUCAAGUGGAGUUUUAAACGAUACCGUAUGCCCUAUAGCCCUCACGGGAGGCCUGGUUAAAUAUCUAACGCUUUACAAAUGGGGAGGGAUUUUCAUGGAUAAAGACUUUAUAGUGACGAAGUCGUUGAGCUCAUUACCUCGGAAUUGGGUUCCGAAGUCAGAUGAUCAAUCCAUAGGUUCUGGUAUACUUGCAAUCUCUAAAGAGGGGCGAUCUAUUGCUGAAGCCGCACUAAGAUUACUCAUAAAACAUCACAAAAAUUUAGACUGUGCAAAUGGAGAAAAUGUAAUGGCCAAGAUUGUAGAGCAAGAAUGUUCCACGCCUAAUCCUAUCAGUAAUGCUGCAAUCUCUUGCAAUGGAUUUGAAAUCUACGGCCCGCAGUUCUUCUAUCCAAUAGAAAGCCAACGUGUAAUGGAGUAUUCAGAGCCUGGCGAAUUGCAGGGAUACGAGACAGCUUACACAUAUUAUCUCUGGAGCAAGAUGAGAAUUGGCACAGGAAUUAAAAAACGAAUCGGAUCACGUUACAGCAAGCUUACGAGAAAACACUGUCCCGCUAUUUAUAAUGCGUUUGCUUAUAAAUUUUAAAUAUUGAAAUAAAUUUUACAGAUCUAUUGAUUGGAAAAUGUUUCAGAUAAGUUCGUGGGCUCUAACGAUGGGACUUCGUUCGGCCCAGCUUUUAUUUAAGCCUAUUAUUUUUGCUCAAUUAGAAUUCAUUGUUGCACUGUUCGUUUCUAGUAAUUUUUACUGAGUUAACAAAGAAGGGUUCUAUACUUGAUAUUUUAAUUUUAACUGCAAUAGGAUUCUUUGUCGGGUGAUAUUUGUGAAUAAACAAAAAUAUACCAAUAACCAUAACUUACACCUUGGUUGACUGGUAUGUGGUUUCACGCUAUUUUAAGAGAUAUGUAUUAUUAAAUAUUUUAGAACUAUUUUUUACAACUAUGUAUUACUAAAUAUUCAGUUUAAAACUUUGAAAAAGUUGUUUCUUACAGUCUAAUAAAAUUUGUAUGCAAUAUUUUUAAAUGUAAUCUACAGAAAAUCUAUGUACAUGUGAAUUUGAAGUUUAUGAUGA